Culex pipiens pallens (northern house mosquito) is the source of this 3395-nucleotide messenger RNA. Its product is annotated as HEAT repeat-containing protein 6. NCBI's taxonomy places the organism in Eukaryota, Metazoa, Arthropoda, Insecta, Diptera, Culicidae. The record is from RefSeq and is a predicted model, not a curated record. The coding region runs from base 55 to 3387 and encodes 1110 amino acids. The transcript is spliced from 4 exons.
AGCCGUGCUCGCGCGUUGUAAACAACCCCCGAACUUUCGCACCCGUCAGAAACCAUGGAGCUGGAACCGCAAUUUAUCAGUCUGUCCACCAAGUUCCUGUUCAUCAACUACGGUGGCCAGUUCAGCGACUACCGGAACGAGCUGAACACGCUCCUCAACGAGCUCAACAGCUUGGACUACAAAAACCAGCAGAUUACGGACGUCAAGGCCCCAAUCCGGUUGAUUGAGUCGUUCGUCAACAUUCCGACCGCCGAGGACACACUGAUCGUGAAGGCGUGCUGUCUGGUCAAGACGCUGGUGAAUCGACAGAAGAUAACGCUUCCGGGGAAUGUUGCCGUUUUGGUGAUUUCUUGGCUGUUGAAGUGUUUGGACCGUUGCUUUUACCAGGUGGUUUGCGAGGUGUUGGGGACGGUCCAGCUGCUGCUGAGGCACUGCGGGGACCAUGUCGGGGUGUUUGCGGACGUGUUGGUGGGUGGGAAUGGGGUGUUGGUGAGCUUGCUGGGGGAUCCGGAUUAUAAGCGGGUUGAGAGGGGUGGGAAUUGUGAUCGUUGUUCUGCGGGGGAGAUUUACUUGGCGGCUGUGACGUGUUUGGAGGCGAUGUUGGUGGCUUGUGAAGAGGGGGGUUUGAUGGAGAAGCAGCUGCCGUUGAUUGGGGACGCGGUUUUGGGGUUGGCAUUUCGCGUAAAGGUUGAUGUUUUGCCGGAGGCGUCGUUUUAUAGUUUGGUAAUUUCGACGUUUAAUUGCUUGCGGUUGGUGGCGGUUCAGCAGGAGGAGUGGCUGGGGGAGCAUUUGGGACAGUUGUUGGGACUGGCUAAGGCGUAUGUGAUGUAUGGGAUUCCGGGGAUUAAUCAGUUGACCCCGCAGAAGGUCAUGGUUUCGCAGCAGGGAGUUCCGGAGCCGCAGCACAUUCCAAUGAACAAGGGAGGGAAGGUUCCCAAGACAAGGAAGACGAGAACUCCUGCCAAGGGGGGUAAAGGUGGACGGAAUGAAGGGAAGCGGCCUGCUGGAAAGACUGGUUCCACUUGGGAUGAGAACAGUCGACAGCCGUACUCGGAGCACAGUCUCGUGUUGGAGCCUGCAACGGUUACAAACUACAACUCUAGCAACGCUUAUCGAACCAGCGAUUCGGAUUUUUCCGAGAGCGAAUCUUCGCGAGUUCAAAUCGAUCGCCAGAAGUUGUCCAAACUAAGAUUGUCGGCGUUGACGUUGAUAAGCACAAUUACGCAGAACGUGGAGAAACGGAUCAUGUUCGGCUAUUGGCACGCUCUUUUCCCCGAUGAAAGUCGAACUCCGGCCACGGUUUCACUGCUGAACUGCGUCCUGAAAGAUCCUUCGCCCAAGUGUCGGAUAGCAGCCAUUCAGGCAACCUCGUUCAUGCUGUACAAAUCGAAACCGUUCCUCAUUCAAGCGGAAAGCAGCAAGAAACCUCCGACGUCCUUCACUCCCUUCUCAAUCGCCCUCGGCAACAUCGUUCACGAAAUGUACGACAUGAUGACCCAGGCGCUGGCCGACGAAAGUGACCUGUCCGUGCUGACGCAGAUCCUCAAGUGCCUUACAGUGUUCAUUCAGGCCACCCCCUUCCACCGGUUACGCACCGGAAUCGUAACGAAGUUCGUUCGGUUCGUCCGAAUCCUAACCCGGCACAAAGAUCCCACCAUCAAGGUGGGUGCCCUCAUGGUCAUGGGAUUCCUCAUCUCGGUCAGCGAAAUCACCCCGGAAAUAUCCGCCGUGGUCGGCAUUCCAAAAUCCGAAAUCAUCAACAAAAGCAACGAAACGCGCAAGCGAAACACUGCCGAAGCCCUCGCGGUCGAAUUUGCCGACGAAGAGGAAGAGUACGUCCCCUCGGACGACGAACCGGAACCACCGUCCUCCGAGGACGCCUCCCCCGAAGACCACCCCGUCAAAAUCUCCUGGCUGCUGCAAAUCGCGCUCGAAUAUCUGGGCGUUACGGUCAACGCCAAGCAUCACAUCCAAGGCCCGUCGGCCGUCAUGCCCGUCCGGAUGGAGUGCCUGCAGGUGCUGUCCGCGAUGACGUCGCACUACUCGCUGCUGGUGGAGCAUCUGCCGUUGGUGGCGCAAGCACUGCAGGCCUCCUUCCGCGACGCCAUUCCGGAGAUUAAGCUGUACGCGGGCAGGGUGUUGGACCUGCUCGGGCACGCGAUCAAUACGUCGCUGUUGUUGAAGGUCACCAUCGACCCAGACGAACUAUCCAGCUCGGUAGCCUUCUGGACCGCAAUGCUCCCGACCGUCACGGAGCAGAUCCAGGACAUGCAGCAGAACGCAUCGCUGCGAGCAAUUUGCUGCGACGCGCUCGGAAAUUUGGGCGUGCACGUGUUUGAGAAGUUGCCGAGAAAGCCCCAACUGGCGCUGAUUUCCCUCCUCACCGGGUGCACCUUCGACGAGGACAGCGGAGUCGGUUCGGCGGCCGUCCGCGCCCUGUCGGUGUACAUUCUGUUCCCAUCACUCCGCGGCGAUUUGUGCUACAUCGAGAACACAGUCGAGGCCAUUCUGCGAAUCCUGCGGGAUCCGAACGUGGCCGCCCGGGUCAAGGCAAGCUGGUCACUCGGGAACAUUACGGACGCGCUAGUACUCAACGGAAACGGCGUGGGGGAUUCCGUCGAACGCGUCGGAGAUGAUCUGCUGCGCAGGGUCUUCGAGGUGGCCAUCGUGGCCGCCGGGGACAACGACAAGGUUCGCUGCAACUCGGUCCGAACCAUCGGCAACGUGCUGAGAAUGCUUCGCGAGGAUCACUUCACAAAACCCGUCUGGGUCGAGCUGAGCCAGAAGUCGAUAGACAAGCUCGUCCAGAACAUCCUCAGCUCCAACAACGUCAAAGUCAAGUGGAACGCUUGUUUCGCCGCCGGCAACCUCAUGCGCAACGACUUCAUGUUCUCGACCGAAAGCACCCGGAUCGACUGGCAGCGCCAAAUCUUCCCCGCCCUCAACCAAAUCGUCAUCAACUCAAACAACUUCAAAGUCCGCAUCAACGCAGCGUCCGCCCUGGCCGUAGUCGAAAACCGCGCCCACUACGCCACCCACUUCAUCCCGAUUUGGUCCGCCCUCCUGAAAGCCCUCGAACAGUCCGACAACCUGAUCGACUACAACGAGUACAAGCACCGGGACAACCUGCAGGAGCAGCUCUGUCUCUCGUUGUCCCACUUUCUACGACUCGCUACCCGGGACGACCUCCCGCCGAUGGGGCAGGAACUGCUUCCGCUGGUGGAUGCGGUGCGGUCCAACUGGGAUCGGGUCGUCAAUCGGAUACUGCCGGAAAAGUCCGCCAAGAUGAUUGAGGCGCACGUCAGGCUGCGGGAAAUGCAGCCGCUGUUGAAGAGUUCGGAGGCGAAGAUGGCGGCGGAGAUGAUUUUGGGCUGCUUUAGGCAGUGAGAGAGAGA